GUGAGUAAGUGCACGGCGGGUGGUCAGCUGUGAUCGGCAACGGUUUCCCCUCACCGGGACGCCCGGUGAGGGGAAAAUCACCUGGUGGGAUGACAGAGUGAAGUAUAUUCAUCUUGAAAACCAUUUUUUGUUUUUAGCCAUUCCUCUUCAAUGGUGAAAUGGGUUGAUCUGCGAUUCAUCUUCAAUCCUUCUCGUAUGAAAUAUUUGGCGAAACGGUUGCAGAGAGAUCAACUGUUUUGCGGUUCGUAUUCAUGUUGAGGUGUCAUGCUUUCGCAGGCAGCAGUCGGUGCUUCCGGGGAAACACUGAUAUUAGAUGCAAACAUUGUUCUCAAUCUAAAGUGAUAUCCUACGUGCUAUGGAGGUUAUUCUACAAGACAACAGGCACGCUGUUAACACAAACACGGAGCGGAUGGCCACAACUAUACCCAAUGAGACGCAUAUACGUCUGAACAGACACGCAUGGCAUCGAGGAAGCAUUUCCAGCCCGGAAAAGAGUUCGACAGGAGAAGACGCUUGUAAACAAACCCAAAGCUAAACAGAUAUUCUGAACACAACAAUUGUGUAUAUCGUAAGUCGUAUUGUAAGUCAAUUAUUGAUUUGAUAAAGUCCGUUUCACCCAUCAACGCCUCCUGUCCGGAGUGGGGUGGCGUACAAGAUCAUUUUCUCCAUAGAGACUCGAAGAUUGGAGCCACUUGUUUUGAUCGUAUAAAUAGCUGAACGGGAAUUGACCAUGUUCACCUGUGCUCUAGUCGCUGCCUUUUGGCUUUUGAUGGUGGCACCGAUUGAUCAGAUCCACGGAUCCCCUACCGGAGCACCGACUGCUGCCUGCGAAAGCAUGACACCUAACCAUGGAUACGAUGGGCAAAACAGUUCGUCUCCCUUCAAUACUGAGCUUCCGGCCGGAAUGAUUGCCUACAUGGAUGAUCCUGUGCAUCUGGAACUUCGUGCUUCCUCUGGAACGUACUUCAAAGGUUUUCUUAUAAUGGCGUUUGAUAAGAACGAUAAUUCUGCCACUCCCAGGCCGAUUGGUACCUUCAAACUGAUCGAAGGUAGUGAUGGUCAACUGAAGAACUGCGGCACUGGCACAAUGAACGCAGUCACGCAUACGAAUAACAUCGGGAAGAAUUUGGUGAGGGUCGACUGGCAACCACCGAAAUAUUACAUGGGCACGGCCGUUUUCAGGACCACUUACGUCCAAGAUGUUAGCACGUUUUGGGUCAAGACGGAAUCCAUAACUGUGACGUUCGUGAUGCCGGACGGAAGCACCCACGAUCCUAUGACGACUAUGAGAGCCGAUAAAAUGCGAUUCCUUUUGUAAUGCACAUUUUACCUGAGCUGGCAAAAUACAAUUAUGAAUA
This is a messenger RNA of Daphnia carinata, 1358 nucleotides long. Its product is annotated as putative defense protein. The record is from RefSeq and is a predicted model, not a curated record. Bases 731 to 1318 code for a protein of 195 amino acids. The transcript has 8 exons. Gene Ontology annotation, molecular function: oxidoreductase activity, acting on metal ions. NCBI's taxonomy places the organism in Eukaryota, Metazoa, Arthropoda, Branchiopoda, Diplostraca, Daphniidae.